GCGCAGUAUUGAUUCCAGUAGCCUACGAUUCGAUUGACGGAUUUGGAGCGACGCGUUAGUUACAGUGCGAGAUUAGCUCCACCUUACAAGAGAUCAAGAAAAACUGCGCGAUUCAUGACGCCCCACUUGACAUCACACCGUGGACACGAGGAGGAGAGAUGCGCUGUUAUUAAUGCGGGCCGGUCCAGCGCGCUGUACAGUACAGAGCUGAUACGCACUGACGAGUGAAGAAGAGACGGAACAGGAUAUAAACGAACGUCGCGGGAUACUCACAAAAAGAAAAGAAAAAAAGACAAUUUCUGGAGAGGAAAUAAUCUGAUCAAGACCAGUGGUACAGUCUUAAUGCACUUGAAAAGCAACAUUGAUAGCGACGGCGUAUUUUUCUGGAAAAGUACAGCUCCCAAGAGUGGAACGGCUCAAUUUUAAGGUGUGGACCAAUUAUGUUGCUUUUUUAUUCUUCUUCUAAAACCAAAUCAUAGGUUUAAUGAAGUGCGUUGCUUGGUUCUAAACUAACAUUUAAAAAUAAUAUGGUUGGGAUAUUCAGAACAACUGAUACAAAGUUUUUAAAGCUAUAAUUUCAAUUUUUUUGUCUUGGUACCAUUUAGUAGUCUCAUUUUAAACGGAAAAUAAAGGCCUAAUAUCAACUUUUGGGGAUGACAGACUUUUAAUAAUAUUGCCGAUCGCUUUGAAGAAUUUAACUCCUAUUAUCAUUUUAUGCAAUUCGGAAUAUUACAUUGGACUGUUCAUUUAACAGGCGCUCUUAUCCAGAGCUAUUUGGCCUGCAGUGUAAUUUCACCAAAUCUAGAAUAAGAAUAAUGUUAUGAUUUAAACAGAAUCUUACCAACUCUUCAAAGACAUCUCGUUAGUUCAUGUCUGUCUCAAGCAGCAACCAGCGACUUUGUGGGAGAUCAGCAGUCAUGUCCACCGAGAAAAGGUCAGAAACUUGAAAACGCACCGCCAACGACGACUGAAAUGUAACGAGGAAGAGAUCUGUGUAAAUUUAAAUCGCGCUACGGCACUUACAGUGCCAACUACUAAGCUAGACUCCUUGAAGUUUCAACAUUUCCAGCUACCGAUUGUAUAAUCAAUUAUUUCAUUUUAGAAAUGUAUACAUUUUACAGUAAGGAAAUGGCUGAUUAGACUGAUUACUGAUUUGACCGUCAGAAAAAAAUCAAGAGGGCUGUAAUCCGUAUGGCAUAGUUCCUUGAGCAAACUCCAUUGAUCCGUGUCUUAUCCGUUAAUUCAUCUGCGUUUGGGUGAACAGAAGGGACACAAAAAGGAAACGGAUAAACGGCAGACGGAUUUGACCGCAAUAAUGAGAGAUCGCAAUCUGGAAACGACCAGAUCUCAGGAAGAAAUCACGGAGGAAAAUUCAUUGAUGGAUUUAUACUGUCAGUGACAGGCUGGGCGGGGGGCCAAGCGGUGGAUUGUAAUAUAAUCGAGCCCCCUUCCAUCAUUCGUUCCAAUGAGUUUUAAUUCUCAGUUUCCUCAGGACUUUGCUUUGCUGAAAGGGCUAAGUUGAAAUAAAAACGACGCCUCGUCGGUUCCUGUAUUCCGCUCUCCGUCGACGCACGCCCCGGUUCGUCAUGGCAGCGGGUCUGGACGGCGCCUGCCUCACCAUCCCGGCGCUGGGCGGCAGGAACGCGAGCGGCGGCGUUGCCGCGCCCCCCGCCUGCAACCAGAGCGCGGUGAAGCUGCCGCCGUACUCCCCCGAGGCCACCGCCGCCUUCGCCUCCGUCAUCACCCUCAUGAUGCUCUUCACCAUCUUCGGCAACAUCCUGGUGAUCAUCGCCGUGCUGACCAGCCGCCUGCUGCGGGGCCCGCAGAACCUCUUCCUGGUCUCCCUGGCGGCGGCGGACAUCCUGGUGGCCACGCUCAUCAUCCCCUUCUCCCUGGCCAACGAGCUGAUGGGCUACUGGUACUUCCGCUCGGUGUGGUGCGAGAUCUACCUGGCGCUGGACGUGCUGUUCUGCACCUCCUCCAUCGUGCACCUGUGCGCCAUCAGCCUGGACCGCUACCUGUCGGUGUCGCGGGCGGUCCGGUACAGCGUCCAGCGCACGCCGGGGCGCAUCAAGGCCGCCAUCCUCGUCGUCUGGCUCAUUUCGGCGGUUAUCUCCUUCCCGCCGCUCCUGUCGGUGAACAAGAGCCCCGGCGGGGCGGAGCUGGGGGCGGGGCCGCAGUGCCAGCUCAACAGCGAGCGCUGGUACAUCCUGUACUCUACCAUCGGCUCCUUCUUCGCCCCCUGCCUCAUCAUGAUCCUGGUGUACGUGCGCAUCUACCAAAUCGCCAAGCGCCACACCCGCUGCCCGCCAGGGUCCACCGUCCCCCCGCCUCCUGCAGUACCGGUGGCCCCUGAGCAGAAUGAGGAGGGAGCCACCAACUCCCGAAAAAUAAGUGCUAUGGGACCCCCUACCGUUCUUCUGCCACCUGACCCCACCUUGCCUGCCACCACCCCCACUCCUGCCCUGACCCCCAUAGGGCCCUCUCCUUCACCCUUCCCCUCCCUGUCCUCCAGGCACCAGCCAGAGGUGACCCCCAAACCCAGGGAGGGCCAGAGCAGGAAACGGAAGAAGUCGGGGAAGAUGGUGGACAACAACAAUGGUGGCAGCUCCAGCUCUGGGUCGGACGGCGAGGCCGGGGGGGGAUGUGCAGGUGGAAGGGGGACCCCUAGCGUUGCGGGUCCCCUGCACGAGGCCUCCCGAUCCCAGGGCCUUCGGGACACGGUCGUCACGGCGUCGGGGACGGCGCUGGUGGAGCAGCAGAAGGCCAGGGUGGAGGUCACGCCCAACACGGCCAGGCGCAAGGCCGUGCUGAACCGCGAGAAGCGCUUCACCUUCGUCCUGGCGGUGGUGAUCGGCGUCUUCGUCAUCUGCUGGUUCCCCUUCUUCUUCACCUAUAGCCUGAAGGCCAUCUGCCCGGAGGCCUGUGCCCUGCCGGAGCCCCUCUUCAAGUUCUUCUUCUGGAUUGGCUACUGCAACAGCUCCCUCAACCCACUCAUCUACACCAUCUUCAACAAGGACUUCCGCCGCGCCUUCAAGAAGAUACUCUGCAAGAACACAAAGGACACCGUGUUCUGAGUGGCGGAGGGAGAAAGGAUUGACACGCCAUAGAUGUGAUUAACCGAUGCAGGAUCACACUGCGUACUGUACAAUCUCCAACAACCAUUGAGCCAUUUAUUUAUUUGACAGACUUAACGAAGUUGUGCUUAAGUAAUAGGACAAGCCAUGCUGUGUACUAAUGUUUGUCUUCGCCCAACACCCCUAUGACUCAAUGACUCAUUUGUGAAGGGAUUGGGGGGGGGGGGGGGUUGUAUGCUUUUAUACUGAGCAAGCAGUCGAUUCAAAUGAAUGCUGUGAUUGCUGAAGGUUUUUCUUUUUCUUAAAGGGUUGGGUGGAAAGUAGCCGGAGAGGAGUACUCCCCCCCCCUUUUUUUUUAAAUGAAAACAAGUAAUCAAAAUGAGGAACGCACAACACUGCUCUCUUUUUUGGAUUGUUGGAGGUUCUUGGCAUCAGGGAUGUCCACAGCUUGGACAGUUUUAAAUGCAAGAGACAGCACUUAUUUUUGAAGUUUCUACAACAUUUUUUUAGGUGGGGUUCGCCUUCGGAAAAGCCUGUGUAUAGCUUGUUGCCUUAGGGUCUACUUAAAAAAAAAACACCUUGUUGUUGGGGGAAAAGGCUUUUCAGACAAACAGCCAAAUUUGCGAACUUGCAGAAACAUUACAGCACAACACUUAAGUGCAGUCCAUUUUUCUUAAUAAUAACUUUCCUUCGUCUACUUUUUCUGUCUUGAAGGUAUUCUGUGGGUUGCAGGACCUCUCCAACACCCUCCAGAAAGAUUCAAUUAGUUAUUCUCUCUUCUUUCUGUACAAAAACGAAUAAUUUCUUAUGGAGACUUCGUAUCAAGUGAUUGACAUUGACCCACUGGUAGGAGAAGCUGCUAAUCCAGGAAGUGGGAGGAGUUCAGUGAUUCACAGUUCUCUGAAAGACUGAAUUGUGCAAGUAGUUUGUGAACAGUGUAUGGCUCUUGGUGCCACUUUCCCACCUACAGAACCACACUAUUAACCCACCUGUAUGGUCUCUGAAAACAUAAUACACACAAAAAUGUUGUUGGAUUUUACAGGAACUCCUAAAUGGACUGGACGGACUGGGUCUAGCGAAGGCAUGCAGAUUGACCAGGCAUUAGCCCAUUUGACCUUUCUGCCAAAUCACAGAGUGAUCGGCCCUGGACUAAUUAAAAAGAUGCUCUGUAUAGCCACUGCUGUUAAGUAUCGCUGUGUGCGUGCUUAUGAGAUUGUGAGUGAGGGAAUACAGUAUAUUGUUGCUUUUGUAUGUUUAUAUGAGCCUGUGUGCGUCUGUAAGAUCCCUUGCCUCUGUACGUGUGUGGAGUGAGUGUGUCAACACAUGGGAGUGCAAAUGGGUUGGGGUCAGGGUUCUUGCCUGUGUGCGUGUGUGUGAGAGAGAGAGUUACACUGAUGCCUCUGUGUGUACAUGUUUAUGUGUGGGUGUGUGCGGGCACACGUUUUUUUUUGCCUCCGUGUGUUUGCUUUAGUAAGUCUGCGUGUACUGUACGUGUAACGUGCGCCAGAAGCGAUCCUGUUCUUCACUAAAUCAACUGUUGUACAGUGCUGUCUGCUCUGGACUGAUUAUACUUUACACAUGCUUUGCCUAAAGUGAUGUUGUGAAGUUCUGCUGUGUGUGCAUGUGUGUGUGUGUGUGUGUGUGUGUGUUUGUUUGAGAGACUCUUGGGCAGCUGGUAUACUGUGCAUGUAUGCCACCAGAGAGCCUGUUCUUAACCAGCUGGUGUUCAGUAGCAUGUGAUAAAGGUCUUCUAACGUCCCCGCAGUGUGUGGCCUGAACUGUGUUUGGGUCCCUCUAUGUGACUCACCUUAGGAACAUACAGGCAUAAUAAAAUAGGCAGGAGACGAUGGCAGUGACUGCGUAGAACCUAGGGAGGAGCUCCACCAAACAUAGUGUAUGUUGGUAAGAAGAAGGUUGGUUAGGUGACUGUCGUAUACUUUGUUCUUCUGAAAGGCUUUCAGAUACAGCCGGGCAGUGUCUAAGAAGUACCAUUGGCUUUGUUCUUGUCAACAUACAUGUACAUAGUGAUUGGUGUGGAGCUCCUCUCGGGUUUCUGUGCCAAAAGUGAAGACACCAAAGCUCUAUUGUAUUAUUCCUGAGAACGUACAGGAGGUGACCGAGGUUGGUUGGACGUGGGCUGCACUUGGAGAUCAUGUGGAGACGCACAGCUGAGAGAGGAGCGUAUCUGGUCAAGAGGCGGUGAAGCUCUGCCUCGCAAAACAAGAAAAUGCAACGCUCAAGCACAUUCUGUGUCAUAUUACGGUGAAUUUUGUUUUACUCACGUUCGCCCCAUUUUUCUUUACUAUUUUGAUUUCCCUACUGUUCAGUUGAGGUAUCGUGGAGGUCUGUUUGGGAAAAAUGUUAAACUGUCAACAUUUCUGUGUGAGUGAACACGUGUGUGUGUGUGUCUGAGUGCACACGUGUGUGUGUGUGUUUGUGUGAAUGUUUUGGACAAUUACCUAUUUAUUGUUUGCCUCCUGCAGUAUUGUUCUUUAAAUUACAGCAAGCUACAACAGUGCACAAAGAAAAAAUUCUGAGUGAUGUGAAAAGGAAUAAAUUCAUCAAAAUGA
Molecule: messenger RNA, 5647 nt
Organism: Anguilla anguilla (European eel)
Lineage: Eukaryota; Metazoa; Chordata; Actinopteri; Anguilliformes; Anguillidae
Product: alpha-2B adrenergic receptor-like
Exons: 1
Coding region: 1587-3077 (496 amino acids)
Biological process (GO): adenylate cyclase-activating adrenergic receptor signaling pathway; platelet activation; regulation of vasoconstriction
Cellular component (GO): membrane
Molecular function (GO): alpha2-adrenergic receptor activity
Source: RefSeq, a predicted model, not a curated record